AUGAACAAAUUUACAGUAUCAUUUGCUGUUAUUGUUAGCAUUCAUCUACUACUAGUUAUUACACAAUUGAAUGGUUUAAAUAUCAAUAGCAAUGGUGAACAAAUACGUGUACGUCGGGAUGCUCAUGCUGCUGCGGAUGGUAAUCAACAUCACUUUGUAUUCGAACCAUCAUUCAUGGGUCAUAUAGGAAAACGUGAUCGAUUUGUAUUUCGUGAUGCCCAAUAUCAAGGGCCUAAUCAGGAUGAUGCUGAUGAUACAUGGACCUACAACAGCGGACUGGAUAAAAGGAAUUGGAGAUUGUAA
Messenger RNA from Didymodactylos carnosus, 303 nucleotides. The record is from the annotation of a GenBank genome assembly. Lineage: Eukaryota; Metazoa; Rotifera; Eurotatoria; Philodinida; Philodinidae.